AAGUGGAAGCAGUAGCAGAGUCUUGUGGGCGGAUCAGCGCCUCCUCUGGGCCUCAGCGUGGGUCUCUGUGGGGCAUCUACCUUGGCUAUCAUAUUAGGGGACGCCACGGCCGCUGCCAGCGACGUCGCGUCCUUGCUAUUGGCAGAGGCUGUGAGUACGUGUGUCUUCUUGACGGCCUGGGGAAUGUCCACGUAGCUGUCCAGGGGAGCGGCACCCACCGUUCGGCUCUCUGGCGGCACGAAAGGGGCCGUGACGCCCCAUAGCAUCGACCGCUCCUCGCGCUGUAGCGACAUCGUGGCCAGACGCGCCACUUGCAGCAACUUGUCAGUCACAGCAUCGGCCACCACGAGCUUCUGCUGGCUCCAUUUGGUCAGAAAAGUCUCGCACGCCGGAUAGGGACGUGGCGGCAGCGUCAGCUUGGCGUCGGGCGCCACAACGCGGAAGCCGGCGGCGCUCUCGGCCUCGAUCAACUGGAGAAGUACGCCUCGAAACGCCAUGGAUGCGGACUUGAAAGUGACCUAGAGUUAGAUAUGUCACUAUGGAGAGGGAAUCCAGUGACAAGAUAUCUAGUGCCGCGAAAAGACGCAAAGCGACCCAAAUGCUUGUCAUUUGAGUAUCUUCCUCCAAGUCCCUUCACCUUGUCUCCUAGUUGCUGCGAUGCCUUCACACACCGGCGAAGAUCCUCACCACCACAGCCACCACCAAUCGCUGAUGGCGGAGGAAUUUGCCAUGGGUGACGGCAAAAAGCGCCACGCGUUGCUGACCAACGACGACGUCUUCGCCGAGGAGCAGCAGGCCCGACAGGAUGAGCUAGACGCGCUAGUGGGUAGUCUCGCGCAGCCAACAGAUCUGGAGGCGCUUCAGAGUUUCCUGGCCAGCGACGCUGCCCAGAAGGACAAGAUCGAUCAGCUCGUCAACUUCUUGGCCGAUGGCCCGGUACCGGAGCCUCACAACGAGCUUGUGGCGGAGACGGAUAUCUUUGCCGACGAGCAGGAGAAAAAGCAGAAAGAGUUGGAUGAGCUGGUGGACUCACUGUCCGACAUCACCGUGGCCCCGUCUCCAGCCACUGCUACGGCCACGGCCUUGUUGGCGUCGGACGCCAACGACGUGGACUUCGCAAGCGCGCAGGCUUCGUUCCUCAACGUUAUCGGGGGCGCCGUCUUGCUGCUGGUGGCUGUGGUGCUGGUCGUAGUGACCAAACGUACGCAGUCGAAGCGCGAGGAAGAGGAUGAGCGCAAGGAUUUCGGCUACAGCAUCUUGUACGAGUGAAGCGUCACCUAUGUGGUCUACAGUAGCAGACCCUUUUUACACAAUCAAUACGAUGUAUUGUCAUAACCAUGUCUUUUGAUGCGAUACGGGGCUAACAAAUGUAAAUUGCAUGAAGCUCUUCGAGCAAUGCUCAUAACGUAUGAUCGCU
Molecule: messenger RNA, 1417 nt
Organism: Phytophthora nicotianae INRA-310
Lineage: Eukaryota; Oomycota; Peronosporomycetes; Peronosporales; Peronosporaceae
Exons: 1
Coding region: 658-1269 (203 amino acids)
Source: RefSeq, a predicted model, not a curated record